This is a messenger RNA of Cryptosporidium muris RN66, 1206 nucleotides long. Its product is annotated as kazal-type serine protease inhibitor domain-containing protein. The record is from RefSeq and is a predicted model, not a curated record. Gene Ontology annotation, molecular function: protein binding. The coding region runs from base 1 to 1206 and encodes 401 amino acids. The transcript has a single exon. NCBI's taxonomy places the organism in Eukaryota, Apicomplexa, Conoidasida, Eucoccidiorida, Cryptosporidiidae.
AUGAUCAAGUUCUUAGCUUUAAUUAUAUCAACAGCUAUAUUAACAGUUUCAGCAACGGGAAUUUUUAGAGAUGUAAGUGAUAUUGUCACAGAUUCCUCAAACCCAUGCCACGUAACUUGUCCAAGGGAAUAUGCUCCAGUUUGUGCAACUGAUGCUGAAACCUAUUUGAACAUUUGCCUAUUUGGUGUUGCUAACUGCAUAAAUAAAGACUUGAAGAUUGUGGCAAAUGUAACUUGUCCAGAUCUACUUGUACAUCUUACAUAUGUUGCUCAAAAAGGUGUAGUUGAUAGUGCAAAUGCUUUUGAUGCAACAUUGGGAACUGUAGAGACAAUUACCAAAGGUACCGGUCAGUUAAUAGCUGCAACAAUCAAUACAAUACCAACAAUCGGAUUCCCAACUUUCGGAAAACCAUUUUCUGGUUUUCCAUUACCAUUAAAUACAACUUCAGAAUCUAAUAUUGAGUCAGGAUCUACUACAACAACAACAGUAUCACCACAAGUAGUUUAUACUAGUGGAACAUCAAUAGCUAGACCAACACAGUUAUCUCUUGAAACUUCAACAAAUAUAGCUGGAAAGUUAUACAAAGAAGCUGAAAAUACAUCAAUUUCCACAGUAGAAACCUCAAAUAGAAGUGAUUAUUCUUCGACUACUAAAACAGCUGAAUCAACUAAAAUAUCUGGAAAUUCUUUAGUUUCACAAGUAAGAAAUGCAACUCCGACAAGAACAAUGUUGCAAGUAGGUGAAGCUGUUAAUCUAAAAUUAUCAAACUUAGGUAAUGGAAUUUCAGACUCAACUACAAAUCAAGUAAGUUUAAAUAAUAUUCAUGAUACAUUGACGACAAUUGAAGGGUUAGCAGUACAAGCACUUGAUGAUUUAUCUACAAAAGGUAAUGGUUUGAAUCUACCUCUAAAAUUAUUGAAUCCAUUAAAUACAACAUCAAUUGAAGAUGCAACUAUUGGAUUAGCCAACAGUACUAUAACUCAAAUUGAGAGUGUUAUUCCAACACAUCUGAAUUUAAGUUCUAUUUCUGAAGUUAAUCAGUUACCACAUUUAAGUCUUCAUUCAUUAUCUUCAUCAAUAGAUGGAAUAUUAGAGACUGUUUCAAAUGCUACAACACAAAUUAUUGAACCUGUACAAUCAGGAAAUAAUAGAAACCAGUCAUCUACUUUAAAUACUACAGAGAACCUAACUAACUUUUUACUUUAG